Molecule: messenger RNA, 3102 nt
Organism: Danio aesculapii
Lineage: Eukaryota; Metazoa; Chordata; Actinopteri; Cypriniformes; Danionidae
Gene: mtmr12
Product: myotubularin related protein 12
Exons: 17
Coding region: 129-2390 (753 amino acids)
Source: RefSeq, a predicted model, not a curated record
ACCAAAGGAAACCGUUCUUCUGAAAGAGAGAGGUGGAGGAAGCGAGAAGGAGGCAGGACAGUAGUGCUCUCGAGCUCUCCCGGAUUUCCACCUGACUGCUCGGGAAGCGGGAUUCUGGGACGGGCAGAAUGUUGAGUUUGGGGAGCGGAGGAGCGAAGUCCUCUAAACCGUCAUUUGUGUCUUAUGUGACUCCCGAGGAAAUAAAAUUGGAGAAAGACCCGCAGAAGAAAGAAAAACAUCCUGAUUUGCUACCAGGCGAAGUGGUGUUCUGUGGUGCCAAUCCCAUUCUCAAAUACACUCAAGAUGACCUCUCCCAGCGUGGUGUCUUUGGCACCUUGCUCUGCACCAAUUUUCGUGUUACAUUCAUCAGUGAUGACGCACCACAGGAGGAGAUGUCCAAGACCUUCAAGAACAAACUCUAUGGUGAAAAUGACAUUCCAUUAAUGUGUGUGGAUCACAUCUAUGGUGUUUAUGAUGAAAAGAGGAAACUGAUAACAGGAGGCCUUGUGAAGAACAAAUAUCCAUCCAAAAUGAUCAUUCACUGUAAAGAUCUUCGAGUCUUUCAGUUCUGUUUAACAUUCACCAAGGAGGAAGAUGCCAAAAGGAUCUUUCAGGGAAUUACUCACCAUUGUUUGGAGGAAAAAUCUCUGAAGUGUGUUUUUGCCUUUUCUUAUUCAAGGGCACUGAACCCAGACCAUGGCAAAUCUUCCAGAAAGUUCCUUACACGGCUAGAUAGCAAAUCUGAAAUGCUGAGAAAACGAGAGGCAAUUAUGUUCGACUCACCAGAGGAUUGGACCCAGGAAAUGAAACGGACCAAAGCACAAUGUAGAUUAGUCACUGAAAAUGAGAACUUUGAACUCUCUCAAAGGUUGCCACAGUACUUUGUCAUCCCAUCAGCACUGGGUGAUUUAUUCAGCUAUCAAGGGAAGGGAUUGCCAAUCUGGUGCUGGUCUCAUCACAGCGGUUGUGCUCUCUUCAAAGCAUCUUUUCCAUCAAUGACACAGGAAGAUGGGGAUUUUCAAAGCCACUUGGACACAAUGAUUACUGCAGUCGCACGUAACUACCUUUAUUCAGUAAAAACAGAAGACCUCUCUGAAUCACUUCCUACUCUCCAAGACAUCCAGCAGUCAUAUAACAAGUUCAAACAAUUCUUUCUCAUCGAUAAUGCAACAGAUUUUUGGCUAUCAGAUGUUAAAUGGUUCUCUUCACUUGAGAGCUCAGGAUGGCUGGACAUUAUUAGACAAUGUCUCCAAAAAGCAGUAGAGGUGGUGGAAUGUCUUGAAAAAGACAACACAAAUGUUCUUAUAACAGAGGAAGAGGGGACAGAUCUGUGCUGUGUGAUCUCCAGUCUGGCUCAGAUAAUGCUGGACCCGUAUUACAGAACACUGAUGGGUUUCCAGAGUCUGGUGCAGAAGGAGUGGGUGGCUGGUUGCCAUGCCUUCCUGGAUCGAUGCAAUCACCUCCAUCAGAAAGACAAGGAGUGUCAUUCUCCAGUCUUCCUCCUGUUCCUGGAGUGCGUGUGGCAGCUUGUUCAGCAGCACAGCCCGGCUUUCCAGUUUUCCGAAACCUACCUGACUGUGCUAUCUGACAGUGUUCAUGUGCCAAUCUUCAGCACCUUUCUCUUCAACUCUGCUCAUCACAGAGAAAGUGUAAUGAAGGCAGAGUCACCGAUUGCACAAAGCAGGCCAUUGAGCUGCCCUACAGUGUGGGACUGGUCGGUGCAGUUUGACAGCAAGGCCCAGAAUUUCUUCUUUAACCCUCUGUAUUCAGAGAAGGUGAAACAUGAGAGAACUGUACGUAGACUUCACAAACCCAAGCACCAAAGGCAGUUAUCCUUGCCCAGCACAGCUUUCAAAACCCCACCCAAGAAAGGCUUCUUCAAGGAUGAGACCGACAGCCUUAAGAAGAUGCUCAGAGUAAAGCGUAUCAGUCGCUGGAUGGGUUCUCCAGACUCUCCCGUUGUCGCCAGCAGAGAGUUUUACGAGUCCUGGCAGCAGCGUCCCCUGGACUAUCAUGGGCUCCUGCUGCCCUCUCUGGACGGACCGUCUGUCCGCAUCUGGAUGCAGCGCUACCUGCGCUGGAUCCCUGAAGUGCACAUCAUGGGCGGAGGCUCGGUGGCCAUCAUGACCAAGCUGAUGGAGCUGCUGAGUCAAGUGGAGGAUCUGAAGCAUGUGCUGCAGCAGAGAGACCCAUCGCUGGCCACUCAACCCGAUCACCCUCCACCCCUUCAGCAACGGCUGCCCUCAUUCGGCUCCUCUGGAAGACUUUCAUCCUCUUUCCCCUUCACUUACAGCAACAACCGAUCCUUCAAACCAAUCAUUCCCACAGGUCUGAUGCAAAGCCUUAUGGUGGCCGAUAAUCUGGCCAAUCAGGAGGACGAGGCCAGUUAGGCUGAGAGUUUGGUUUAAUAGGGAAUCUGUUUCCAUCCACACCAUAUGUUAAGCAUUUAAUGAUUAUAUUAUUUAAUAAAUAUAUUAAUAGGUAGAUAGAGGAUUAAAGUGGCCUUGAUGGCGCAUAAAGUGCCUUCAGUGCUAAAGCGGGUCUUUUUUGGAAGUAAAACAGGCUUUUGUUGAACUAAAUGUGCCCUACUGUAUUGAAAACAUAUUAUGAGAAUUCACACAGGAUGUAAACUUUUCUUUUUUUGUGGAAGUUUUUUUAAGAACAGUACCUAGUAUUUUCCUCUUGCUCAUCACAAAACAGGAACAGGAUACAGGCUUGAACUUCCAGGCUUUCCAUUGUGCAAAGUGUUACUUAAAAGGGAUAUCGGAAUAGCUGUUGUCAGUUUACUCUCCCUCAGAUCAUUCAAGAUGGACGCUUUUUCUUUCUUCUUUGAUAGAGCUAAAUAAGAGCAUUUUUACCUGGUAAUAAUGUGGUCCUUGGUGACUCCUAAAGUGCAAGUCAACAGCUUCCUGUACUUUGAGAUGUUAAAAAAAACAUACGGGAAAAUGUAAAUUUAUAAAUUUAUUAUUGAUCAUUUGUUAAGAACAGGAAUUUCUGCUCCAGAGGCACUCAGGUUGGUUUUUCAAGGAUGUGGAAAUAAUGUUCGGUUUGUUUUUCAUCCAGUUUUGUUUCACAACAUAAGGAGCCACAGGUAUUAAAUGU